AUGAGUACUGUUAUCCGAGCAGGUAUACCUUUUAAUCAUGGAAAUAAUCGUAAUACUAGAGAAUAUGAAAUUUCCGAUUGUCUACGAAGAUGUCAUUUAGGUAUAUUAGAAAAAAAGUAUGGAGGUGCAGAAAAAGCACAUAAAGCUGCAACAAUAAUACAACGAUGUUAUAGAAAUUAUAGAUUAACAAAAUUUUAUAAAGGAAUUGUACCUCAAAAACGUAGUGUACGAUCAAAAUCAUCAACUCCAAGUUUACAUCCAAUGAAAUCAGAAUCAUACAUAAAUAGAGUAUUACAAACAAAUAUAGCAACAUGUCAAAAUAGAAAAUUAUCACCAUGUUGGCAACAACUAUCAGAAGCAAAUUUGCCAGAUCCUCAUUUGACAAGAAAUUUAAAUGUAACAGUACCAGAAAUAUACAAUUACUCAGCACCAACUCGCAAAGGUACUGGAAUAAAAAUAGGAAAUAAUAUAUCAAAUUUCAGUAAAUUGGAUUUAAAUAAUACAUAUACUCAAGGGAUUCAUAUAUUAACACCAAGUGAUGAUAUUAUUUUAUCAUCAAAAAAUAAAGAUAAUGACAAUAUUUUUAAAAAUGAUGAUGAAAAGAUAUAUCAAACAUUUCAAACAUUGCGAUUUGAUUCUAAUUCUUCAUUUAAAAAUACAACUUUUAAUGAUACAAUUAAUCUGUCAUCUGACAUUACUAAUCAAUUACCUGAAACAUCAAUAAAUAAUUUUCAAAUUGGUAAUAAUCAUCUACCUAAUACAAUGAAUUUUUUUUCUAAAAGUUAUGCUAAUACAUCAUCUCCUAGAUUGGCUCCUCAUAGAAGACAAAUAUAUUCAAUAUUUCAAAAUAAAAAUUUACGUGGAAAAGAUGAUAACAAUGAUUAUGUUGAUUCUUCAAAUGUAGAAAUUUAUUUAUCACAAGGUAGUGGUUGUUUACAAAUUGAUGAGGAUAGUAAUACAUAUAAAAAAAUUAAUUAUGGCACCAGUAGCCCUAAUGUUUGGGUAUUAAGAAAUAAUAAGCAAAUAGAAAAUUACCAAAAAACACCAUCAAACUUGAAUGAUUCAGAUUCUACUACACAAACAAAUUCUUUUAAUUCAAGUAAUUUAUAUGAUAAAUCAUUAAACUGUCAAAAAGAUAAUUCCAUGCCAAUGAAUGUUUCAUCACAGGGAUCAUCAUUUUUAAAGAACAAAGAUUAUGAAAAGAAUGAUUAUAAUAGUUAUAGAAGUGAUAAUACAGGAUUUAGUAAAUCAACUACAAUGAUCUCAACACAUAAAUCAAGAUAUCAAGGACCAGAGAAUGGUGAAUGUUUAUUAAGAAUGAGUGAAAUGUAUGAAAAAAAUAUUGAUAACAAAAGGAAACGUUUAUAUAGAAUUUGUUUAAAUUUUUUUAAUAAAAAACCUGAUCGUGGAAUUGCAUUAUUAGCAAAAAAUGGUUUUAUUCAAGGUAAUCCAGAAGAAGUAGCACAUUUUUUUUUAACAAGACGUGGUUUAAGUAGAAGAAAAAUAGGAGAAUUUUUAGGAACACAUAAUUCACAAUAUCAUACAGAUGUAUUAAAUCGUUAUGUUGAAUAUAUGGAUGUUAAAGAUUUACCAAUAGAUUUAGCAAUAAGAGAUUUUAUGAAGUACUUUACUCUUCCUGGUGAGGCACAACAAAUUGAUAGAAUUGUUACAGCCUUUGCACGUCAUUAUUCAAAAUCUACAUAUAAUAAUAUUUUUAGUAAAGUAAAUGAAGAUGUAAUUCAUAUAUUAGCAUUUGCUAUUAUAAUUUUAAAUACCGAUCUUCAUUCACCACAUUUAAAAAAAGAAAAACGAAUGACAUGUAGUGAUUUUGUUAAAAAUACACGUCAAGCAGAUGAAUUAGGAAAACUUCCUGUUGAAUGUUAUGAAGAAAUAUAUCAUCGUAUUAAAAAUAAUGAAAUAUUACCAGCAAGAGAUCAUGUAACACAAGUUGCAAAUUUACAAUCACAUCUUAUAGGUAAAAAUAAACCUAAUUUAGUUGAACAACAUAGACGUUUAAUAUGCUAUUGUCGAAUGAAUCAAUAUAAAGGUGGAAAUAAAAAACAAAAUAUUAUGGCUCAUUGUAGAGAAUUAUUUUUAUUUAACGAUUCAUUAAUGAUCGCAAAAAUAAGUCGUAAUAAAAAUGGAGAAGAUCAUUAUACAGUUAAAUUCUAUGAACAAUUAGAACAAUUAUCUGUAACAAUAUACGAGUCUAAAUAUGUAGAACAUGGUAUAAGAAUAUAUGAUAAAAAAGGUAAUGAAAUAAUUUUAAUAGCAAGAACAUUAUCUGAUCAACAACGUUUUAUGAUGGAUUUAAAAGAAUCAUUAUUAGAAUGUAUGGCAGCGGAAAAUGUUAGACUUAGUAUGCAAGUAGAUUUACAAAAAUUUAAAAAUCAAGAAAUAUCAUUGGGAGCUGAAUUAAUAUAUUAUUAUAAAUUAAAUAAUGGAAUAGAUAAUCAACGAGAUUCUGGAUUAUCAGAUGUUGAACCAAGUGUCUCUAGUUUAUGUCCUUCAUCAUCAUCUUCCUCAAAUGUUAAAGCACCAAAUACAGCACCACCAAUAAGAAGAUUAAGUUAUAAUUCACUUGACAGUGGUGUAAUAGAAGGAGGAUGUGAUCUCUAA
Strongyloides ratti is the source of this 2619-nucleotide messenger RNA. RefSeq names its product Schizo. Gene Ontology annotation, biological process: regulation of ARF protein signal transduction; actin cytoskeleton organization. The coding region runs from base 1 to 2619 and encodes 872 amino acids. The transcript has 5 exons. Lineage: Eukaryota; Metazoa; Nematoda; Chromadorea; Rhabditida; Strongyloididae. Gene Ontology annotation, molecular function: guanyl-nucleotide exchange factor activity; protein binding. The record is from RefSeq and is a predicted model, not a curated record.